ACGGUCUUUCUCCAUCCUGGCUUCUAGCUUUUUUGGCGGAGCACGGCGCGUAAGAGAUCCGGCGCAGGGUUCAUGAUGCGCAUGGAGGGCUCGCGCUGGUGGCGACGGGGUUCCAGCGCACUGAUGUUCAGCUCCUCGCGGCUAGACUCCGCUUUCGCGAGACCGGCACACGCCGCGGAAGUCGUCAAUGGUUCCCUGCACUUGUUCCACGACGUCGCCACCGCGACGGAAACCACAGCCAUGUCGAACGACUCGUGCGGCGAACAGCUGCUCGACUUCACGACGGCGGAGAAGCUCAUCAUCGGAGUGAUGCUGGCCGUCAUCACCGCGCUGACGGUGAUCGGUAACAUGUUGGUGGUCAUUGCGGUUUGCGUUGUGAAGAAGCUGAGACAGCCGUCCAACUAUUUGCUGGUGUCUCUAGCCGUAGCGGACCUCUCCGUGGCUGUCGUGGUGAUGCCCUUCGUGAUAGUGACCGACCUCACCGGAGGAAAGUGGCUGUUCGGGGAAGUCUUCUGCAACAUCUUUAUCGGCAUGGAUGUUAUGUGCUGUACCGCGUCAAUAAUGACCUUAUGCGUAAUAAGCGUGGACAGGUACCUGGGCAUCACGCGCCCUCUGACCUACCCGGCACGGCAGAACGGGCAGCUGAUGGCGAAGAUGAUCGUGGGCGUGUGGCUGGUGUCUGCAUCCAUCACGCUGCCGCCGUUCUGCGGCUGGGCGAAGAACGUGAAUGCGGAGGGCGUGUGUCUGAUCAGCCAGGACUUCAGCUACACCAUCUACUCCACAGCGGUGGCCUUCUACAUCCCCAUGCUCGUCAUGCUCAUCAUGUACUACAAGAUCUUCAAGGCCGCGCGCAAGAGCGGCGCCAAGCACCGCUUCACGGGCAUCGCCCGGGCGGCGCAGCCGGAGGCGUCACCGGGGGAGGGAGUGAGGAUGCAGGGCCUGAAGGAGGCGCACGGAGCUGGCGUGGCAGAGGAGUGCGUGGCCCUCUCCCGUUUUCUCAGCCCUGACCGGCGCAACAUGUCCAUCUUCAAGCGGGAGCAGAAGGCGGCCACCACGCUGGGGGUGAUCGUGGGCGUCUUCUCCGUCUGCUGGCUGCCGUUCUUCCUCCUGACGACGGCGCGGCCGUUCGUGUGCGGCGUGAAGUGCAGCUGCGUCCCGCUCUGGGUGGAGAGGACGCUGCUGUGGUUCGGCUACGCCAACUCGCUCAUGAACCCUUUCAUCUACGCCUUCUUCAACCGCGACCUGCGCUCCACCUACCGUGACCUGUUGCGCUGCCGUUACCGCAACAUCAACCGCAGGCUGUCUGCCGUCGGGGUCCACGAAGCGCUGAAGGUUUAGAGUGUCGGAGGGAUCGGGAAGCUCGGACAGUUUUCCCUGAAAGGAACUCAACCCUUCACAGAUGUUUCGGCUUUGCCCGAGUAUCCAGAUAGGAGUCACAAGGAUUAGCCGCUGUAGGGCUUCUGAUCAAAGCUGAUUACUAUUGGAACCUGUGACUGAGUGUGUGUGCGCGCAUGUAUACCUGUGGAGAUGUGUG
Molecule: messenger RNA, 1534 nt
Organism: Electrophorus electricus (electric eel)
Lineage: Eukaryota; Metazoa; Chordata; Actinopteri; Gymnotiformes; Gymnotidae
Gene: htr7c
Product: 5-hydroxytryptamine (serotonin) receptor 7c
Biological process (GO): smooth muscle contraction; adenylate cyclase-activating adrenergic receptor signaling pathway; positive regulation of MAPK cascade
Cellular component (GO): plasma membrane
Molecular function (GO): G protein-coupled serotonin receptor activity
Source: RefSeq, a predicted model, not a curated record